Molecule: messenger RNA, 1931 nt
Organism: Impatiens glandulifera
Lineage: Eukaryota; Viridiplantae; Streptophyta; Magnoliopsida; Ericales; Balsaminaceae
Product: putative pentatricopeptide repeat-containing protein At3g25060, mitochondrial
Exons: 2
Coding region: 1-786 (261 amino acids)
Biological process (GO): RNA modification
Molecular function (GO): RNA binding; protein binding
Source: RefSeq, a predicted model, not a curated record
AUGCGGCUCCUUCCAUGGGGGAGGAGGGGAAACUUCAAUGGCUUAAAACACCUUCUCUUAGCUUGUACAGACCCACCAUUAGUUGCUACAGUUCAUGCUCUCCUGAUAACAUCUGGUAUCAUCCAAGACGACGACAAUUCCAUUCCACAAUUAAUAUCCUCUUAUGCCAGAGUAUGUCAGUUGAACUUAGCACGCCAGGUGUUCGAUCAAUUGCCCCAGAGAAAGAUAGGCGCAUGGAAUUCGUUAAUCGUUGCUUAUUCACGCAAGGAUCGUCCUGCCGAGGUAAUUAAUCUCUACCGUUCGAUGUGUCGGGACGGAGUUAAACCUGAUAGCUCAACAUUUACACUAGUUAUCAAGGCUUGUGCUAGCUUAUUAGAUUUUGAUAUGGGUGAAGAAGUUCGUCGAAGUGUAGUUGAAUCCGGAUAUCUAAAUGAUCUCUUUGUUAGCUCUUCCCUUUUGAAUUUCUAUACCAAAUGUGGAAGAAUGGACAUUGCAUUAUCUAUUUUCGAAACUAUGCAUAAAAAGGAUCUCGUUUCAUGGACAACAAUGAUCACGGGUUUUGCACAGAGUGGGCAAGCUAUUGAAGCUAUUAGUAUCUGCAGGAAGAUGCAAGAAGAAGGAUUCGAACUUGAUAGUGUUGUGAUGUUGGGUUUGAUCCAGGCUUGUGCAAAUCUUGAAGACAGAAGAAUUGGAUUCUCCAUCCAUGGAAGUAUGAUCAGAAGAGAUCUGUCGAUUGAUGUAUUAGUUCAGACCAGCUUAGUCGAUAUGUACGCCAAGAUGGGAUGAUUGCAGCUCGCACAUCGCUUAUUUCAAACAAUUCCUACCAAAAGUGUCGUCACUUGGAGUGCUCUGAUUUCCGGUUAUGCUCAAAACGGUUUCGCAAAUAAUGCACUCGAGUUAUUCAUAGAGAUGCUUGAAAACGGCUUUGAACCCGACCCUGUUUCACUUGUUGGGUCGCUUUUAGCUUGUUCUCAACUCGGUUGUUUCAAAUUGGGUCGUUCUGUUCACGGGGAACAUCUUGUUUAAUCAGAUAGUUUGUAAAGACACAGUAUUAUGGAAUGCUAUGAUUGCUAGCUAUGGAGUUCAUGGACAUGGAAAGGAAGCUCAUUUGUUGUUUCUGAAGAUGAUAAAGACGAAUUCAGAACCAGACCAUAUAACGUUUGCUUCUCUUCUGUCUGCGUUUAGUCAUUCGGGUUUGGUUGAAGAGGGUAAAUAUUGGUUUAGUGUUAUGGUAAAGGAAUUUAAAAUCGAACCAUCUGAGAAUCAUUAUACUUGCAUGGUUGAUCUUUUUUCUCGAGCAGGAAUGGUGAAUGAAGCGUUUGAUCUUAUAUCUUCGAUGAAGACCGAGCCUGGCGUUGCUACUUGGGUUUCUCUUCUGUCUGGUUGUUGUAAUCAUCGGAAUAUACGAAUUGGAAUGGUGGCGGUUGAAAAAGUUUUGAAGAUGAAGAUCGAGGAACCGGGUGUUUAUACUUUGGUUUCUAACUUUUUUGCAAUGGCAAGAAAAUGGGAUGAAGUGGCUUGGAUUAGAAAGGAAAUGAGGAGAGUUGAGAUGAAGAAAACUCCUGGUUAUAGCACAUUGGAAGUUAAUGGGGAUGUUCAUGUUUUUGUUGUGGAAGAUGAGAGAUGUUUUCAGUAUGAAGAAAUGGCACAAAUGUUGGAAAGGCUGGAAGAUGAUAUGAGAAUGGUGAAAGAUUUACCAAUUCCUGAUCUACUCGACUAGCUCAAAGUAUAACUUUUCAAAUAAUUCUUAUUCUUAGAACUUGGAAGUUUCCAAUGCUAUUUACCUACAAAGGGUAAUUAUGUAUUUAUACUAUUUUUUAUUUGUAAAUGUCAAUAACUAAAGGAAAUCAGUCCUAAACCUUUUCACUAUUAUAUGAGUACCUUCAAAACAUUCUUAAUGCGUUUUUCAUUUUUUAUGUGUUAUUUUGAAG